AUGCAGGCCCCGCCCCCGACCUGCUCGCGCAGAACCUCGCGAGGUUUGAGGGUGCAGGGCCGGACCGGGCGGCUGCAAUAUGGCGGAGGCGGAAGGGGAGAGCCUGGAGUCCUGGCUGAAUAAAGCUACCAAUCCUUCCAACCGCCAGGAAGACUGGGAAUAUAUCAUUGGCUUCUGUGAUCAGAUCAACAAAGAGCUUGAAGGGCCCCAGAUUGCUGUGCGACUCCUGGCCCACAAGAUCCAGUCUCCACAGGAAUGGGAGGCAGUGCAGGCCCUCACGGUGCUGGAGGCAUGUAUGAAGAACUGUGGCAGAAGACUUCAUAGUGAAGUGGGGAAGUUCCGGUUUUUGAAUGAAUUAAUCAAAGUCGUCUCUCCAAAGUACUUGGGAGACAGGGUGUCUGAAAAGGUGAAGACUAAGGUCAUCGAGUUGCUUUUUAGCUGGACACUGGCCUUGCCUGAAGAAGCAAAGAUUAAAGAUGCCUACCAUAUGUUGAAGAGACAAGGCAUAGUGCAGUCGGACCCCCCUGUCCCCAUGGACAGAACGCUGAUUCCCUCUCCCCCACCUCGUCCCAAAAACCCUGUGUUUGAUGAUGAGGAGAAAUCCAAGCUUUUAGCCAAGCUGUUGAAGAGCAAGAACCCAGAUGACCUGCAAGAAGCCAACAAACUCAUCAAGUCCAUGGUGAAGGAAGAUGAGGCGCGCAUCCAGAAAGUGACCAAGCGCCUCCAUACCUUGGAGGAGGUUAACAACAACGUCAAGCUGCUCCACGAGAUGCUGCUUCACUACAGCCGAGAGUACUCGUCAGAGGCCGACAGAGAGCUCAUGAAGGAGCUCUUUGAUCGUUGUGAGAAUAAGAGACGGAUAUUAUUUAAACUAGCCAGCGAGACAGAGGACAACGACAACAGUCUGGGAGACAUCCUGCAGGCCAGUGACAACCUGUCCAGGGUCAUCAACUCUUACAAAACAAUUAUUGAAGGGCAGAUCAUCAAUGGUGAGGUGACCACCUCAACCAUGCCUGACUCUGAAGGAAAUAGCCACUGCAGUAACCAAGGCACUCUCAUCGACCUUGCUGAGGACACCCCCGGCUCAUCCCCGGUGUUGGCCCCAGCACCUGCCCCACCCACCUCAGGCAUCCCUAUCCUCCCUCCACCCCCCCAAACCUCUGGGCCUCCACGAAGCCGUUCAUCCAGCCAGGCUGAGGCUACCCCAGGGCCUGACAGCACGAACAAUGCCCUCUCCUUGCUGGAUGAGGAACUCCUCUGUUUAGGCCUUACUGACCCAGCCCCCACUGCUCCCAAAGAGUCAACUGGAAGUAGUCAGUGGCACCUGUUCCAGAAUGAACCAUCAUCAGAUCUGGACUUCUUCAGUUCCAGGCUAGUGCCUGUGGCCUCCUGCCCCUCAGAUGGACCCCUGCUCCCUCCCCCAGUUUCUACCUCAAGUAUGUCCCAAGCUCCACUGCCUGCUGCCUUCCCAGCUCCUGUGGUCCCAGCCAGUGCACCAACCCACAGCACUGGUUCCUUCAUGUUCUCUUCUGGACCUGCUCCAGCCUUGGUUCCAAAGGCUGAGUCCGAAGGCCCAGAAUACCCCAGCUCCAGCACUUCACAUCGCCUCGAUGCUCUUGACCAGCUUUUGGAAGAGGCCAAAGUGACCUCAGGCUUGGUGAAACCUGUUUCUUGCUUUUCUCCUGGGCCCACUGCCUCCCCGCUGCUUCCUGCCUCUGCCCCAGCCAGGCCUCUCCUGCCCUUCUCCACUGGGCCUGGAAGCCCUCUCUUCCAGUCACCGGCCUUCCAGUCCCAAGGCAGCCCUCAGAAGGGCCCAGAGCUCUCCCUGGCCAGUGUCCAUGUGCCCCUGGAAUCGAUCAAGCCUAGCAGUGCCCUUCCCGUGACAGCCUAUGAUAAAAAUGGCUUCCGCAUCCUUUUCCACUUUGCUAAGGAGUGUCCGCCAGGACGGCCUGAUGUGCUGGUAGUGGUGGUUUCCAUGCUGAAUACAGCUCCACUGCCAGUCAAGAGCAUAGUGCUGCAGGCCGCAGUGCCCAAGGAGCUUCUUUUUUGUCUUCAGUCAAUGAAAGUGAAGUUGCAGCCACCCUCUGGGACAGAACUUUCUCCAUUUAGUCCUGUCCAGCCACCUGCAGCCAUCACCCAGGUCAUGCUGCUGGCUAAUCCAAUGAAGGAAAAGGUACGGCUUCGGUAUAAAUUGACCUUUGCUCUGGGGGAGCAGCUGAGCACAGAAUUGGGUGAAGUGGACCAGUUUCCUCCUGUGGAGCAGUGGGGGAACCUAUGACCCCAGCAAAUGUUGCCAUCUCUACUUGGAAGGCAGGCAGCCCGGAGACAGGCUCUGGUUAGUCCAGCCACUGUACACCCUGGACAGUGUUUACAGCUUGGUGUGGAUCGGGGCCUGGACACUUCUGUCAGGAACCAAGCUGCUGCUUUGGUCAUCUGGGCCCCUAAAAGGACCUGUUUUAUCUACCUGUGUGACUUGAAGUAGCCGUACUGUGUGGGUGGGGAGUCCCCUGUGGCUUCAUUGGCCACUCUGGGAUGAUGGACUCUGGGCCUGGAAUAAGAUUCCCCUUUUUUUUUACUGGCAUUCCUUGAUAUCAGGAGAGGGCUCUGAACAGUGCCUCUCCAACCCCUUCAAGAACUAUGUCUUUACACCCUGAAGAGGCAUGGCUUGUGACUAUACCUCUCCUUGGUGUUCCAUGAUUCUUCCUUUUCCAGUAGGCACUGCUGCUCCUGAACUCAAGUGGGCAGCAGUGGCCCAGAGUGAGCCAUGUGGAAUACUGUAGUCUUCACUUUCUGCAAGCAGUAGCAUCCCGCGGUGGCCAAUGAGUGAGUGAUGUGCUUGCUUACAGUGGCAGGUUGUGUCCUAUGGACAUCGUAGCAGGACAGGGAACUAGGCCUGAUAGCCUCAACUAGGGAUAGGAAGGAAAACGGAAGUGCCAGUGUUUCCCUUCAGAAGCAGGUACUGUGGCUUUCUGGGAAAGGCGUACCUCCUGCAGUGGGAACAGGCCGUCCUACUCACUACCUCGUGCUUGGCAUGAAAUAAACUGCUGUGCUCCCCAUAAGCCUUUCAGGGGAAGACACCUCUUGCCACUCUGCAUCCUGCUUUGGUCACUCCCUCUCCCUGCCACACAGAAUGUGGUGUGGUACCUAUGGCUGGACCCAGGAAGUCUCAGGGUCACACAUUGCACUAGACUUUGUCCUUUUGUGCUGCACCCAACACCCACUUUUCCCCAGCUAAAGAGGGGCACUGUUGGCGACAUGUUGGGUCUGGAGGUGAUGAGAUAAGGUCUGUGCUUGAACUGACUUACCAGACCCUAUUGCUUCUACAGUGCUGUGCCUCAGCUAGCAUGACCCCGCUGCUCCAGGUCAGACUUUCAAGCUUCACGCUGAUAGGGAACGCAGCUGCUGUAGGAGUUGGGAAGGGGUCGACAGCAGUCCGCUGUGCUCAGUUGUCUGUAUGCCUGUUCCCACUACACCUUUGGAGCGUCCUUGCUCUGUCUAGAGGUCAUGUGACCUACCUCCCAGUUACUGUCCUUAGCUAGCAGGUUUCACAGUUUCCUUAAGUCAAAGAAAAAAAAAAUCAUUUUCACUGAUGAUGGAUUAAAUCCAAGUGCUUUCCAGAGACUGGUUGCUUCGGUGCUGGAACAUCUGUGGGAUUACUAUGUCAAUACAGUCUUUAAAUAUUUAAAUUAUGAGUGUCACUUACUACUAUUGAGGGCACUGCUUCAGUCAAUAGCUGUACUGGAUGUACCACAUCCUGCCCUUGUUCUGCUGCAUGUGAAAUAAAACCCUUUCACCCUG
This is a messenger RNA of Arvicanthis niloticus (Nile rat), 3798 nucleotides long. The record is from RefSeq and is a predicted model, not a curated record. Lineage: Eukaryota; Metazoa; Chordata; Mammalia; Rodentia; Muridae.